Messenger RNA from Poecilia reticulata (guppy), 5301 nucleotides. The record is from RefSeq and is a predicted model, not a curated record. Lineage: Eukaryota; Metazoa; Chordata; Actinopteri; Cyprinodontiformes; Poeciliidae.
UGAAACGGAAACGGAAAACAGCGGGCCGGUUUGAAAGGGAGGACUCGUCGCCGUGGUUACUGCCAGGGGGGCGUCCGGGAAAGUUUAAUUCACAUUUAAAGAGAGAGAGGGGAGAUUCAGAGCUGUUAGAGGAUAAAUAUAUGGGGCAUUUUAGCGUUGUUUUAAGGCUGUCCGUUGAGAUGACGUCACGCUAUUAAAUUGUAAAUAUGACCGUUAGGAGGCUAACGUUAGCAGAGUUAGCCAACGUAGCAUCGUAGGAUGCCAAGGAGCUUUUUCUAGUUGUUUAGUUUUAUUUCCUUUCAUUGGUCGGUCCAAAAUGUGCUCACACGAGAGCAGUCGCGUCCUGGUUCUGGAGGAGGAGGUGAAGAAUUUAUCAGAGGAGUUAAUUCAGUGUCAGGCAGACAAGGAGUUUGUGUGGUCUCUGUGGAAACGGCUGCAAGUGGCGAAUCCGGACUUGACCCAGGCCGUCAGUUUGGUGGUGGAGCGCACCUACAUGGGUUAUGACGGAAUCAGGUGCAGAUGCUGGUUUAAGCCCUGUUAUCCCCGCUCUCCCAGUUCAAACAACGGAAACCUCUUUAAUGAAAACACUUCUCCUCCGCUGCUCUCAUGCUGGACAGCUGAAGCAUUCCUGCCAAAUGCUCGUCUUUACCGGAUAAAUCGUAAGAUGGAUGAGAAGCAGAAAACUGAGAUGAAGGACAGAAAAGUGCUGGAGAUCCUGCAGUCCAAAGACUUCAUGAUCCAGGACCUAGAGCAGAAAGCGUCAGGGCAGCAGCAGGAGAUUAAGAGGCUGCUGCUGAAGAAGACGGCGACGGACGAGCAGGACGGCGCUUUAACGAAGGAGUUGACAACGCUGCGUGCCGAGUUGGACAACAAGAAACGGCAACUGGAGGAAAUGAGGACGGAGCAGAGAAAAAAGGAAGAGGAGGAGCAGCGGGUGGUGCGCGCUCUGGAGGAGGAGAAAGAGGGAUUAAGGUCCCGCUGCGAUGCCCUGAGUGCUGACCUGCAGGAGAAACGGAGGCAGGCCGACAGCCAGCGAGGCGAGAGGGACGCCGCCCAGGCCAGACUAAAGGCUCUGGAGAAGGAGCUGCAGCGUGUUUGUCAGGAGCUUCCUAAACUGAAGGCACACAGCGCCGUUUUGGCUGCAAAGCUUUCUUCCAAAGAGACGGAGUUGGCUGCAAAACAAGAUCGACUUGAACAAAUACAGCGUGAUUUUGCUGAAGUCCAGGGUCUGUACAAGCAAAGCACGGAGCACGCAGCCGAACAGAGCCACCUGAUCAAGCAGCUGGAGGGACUCAACCUGGACACCCAGAGGGUCCUGAGGAACCAGGAGGAGGCGCACACAGCCGACGCCACUUCCUACCAAGGGCUGUACAAAGAGCUGAGUCAGUGCUACCAGGCCCUGGUGUCCAGCGAGACUAAGCUGCGGCAGAGUCACCAGGAGCUCAGCACCCAGGUGGUCCAGAAAGACGAGCAGAUCUCCGAACUGCAGGCUCAGCUGCAGAAACAACAGGAACAAAUCCAGCUGCUGCAGCAGCAGCACACGCAGCCUGCAGCUCUCUCACCAAACAGACAAACCAACCUCAAGCAAUUCGCCGCUGCGCCGUCCGAUCGGGCCUCCACUCAGAGUUCAGAUCCAAGGCCAGAGGACAGACAUUUCCCUCAGCGAUCCCCCAGCAGUGUGAAAAGACUGCAGGGUGCACCUGUGCAGCGGUCCAGGUCUCUGUCCCCAGCCGGCAGCGUGGGGUUGGGAAGUGGGAGGAGGAUGGAAGCAGAACAAAGAAUUCAAGACCUGGAGGAGCUGCUGCAACUCAAGAGCGGCGAGAACGAGGAGCUAAGGAAGGCUCACGAUAAACGCCGUGAACGUCUGUGUCUGGUCCAAACCAACUACAAGACCAUCCGAGAUCAGAUGAAGGAGAUGGAGAAAUCACGUGGCUUGUCAGGUGGAAGGAAACAGCGCCCAGAGCCGUGGCAGCUUCGACAAGAGAACAGUGACGCUGUGUGGAACGAGCUGGCCUACAUAAAAAACCUCAACAGAAAAUUCACCGCUGAAAAAGUUGCCCUGGAAGAGGAGCUGGACAUGCUGCGGGUCCAGUCUGCUAUGGACCGAACCACAGCGAAGGAGCUCCACAUGUGUCUCACUAAUGAUCAUCAAGAGCUGCUUCAGAAAAUGGCAGAGGAGCAGCAGGCCAAAAGCAGCACUCCGAUCAAACCUCCUCUCUCGUCGAGCCGGCUGAAACAGUCUUUUAAAAAGAUGAAGUAUUUGGAGCAGAAGUUGGUGCUGAUGGAGCAGCAGACAGCGGCGCUGAGGGAAGAGAGGCAGCAGCUGCUUCAGGCCAACGAAGAGCUGGCCCACAACUGCCGACGACUCCAGGCAUCCGUCGACUUUCUGAGGGACCAGGAAGGUGACCGGGAGGAAGAGGCCCGGGUCCGUGACGAGCAGCACCGUGGCGAGGUCACGGCUCUGGAAUCCCGCCUGGUCGCGGCUCAGAAAGAAAUCGCCAGGCUCAAUAAUCACCUGCUGAAGCUGAAGCAGGAGCUGGGUAUCGCCAGAGCAGCCAGGGACUUCCACAGGAACCGAGCAGCAGGCCCGGCGCGGCCGGCCGGGACCGCCAACAACAUCAGCGCCAAGGUCAAACCGAAGACAACCUGGCACAGAGGCCUUCCACGGCCGCGCCACCACCCAGCAGUCAGCUCCAAUCAAGCCAUCAGCUGGCACGGCCGUAACCUCAGCCCCACUAAGGACGAGUGGGAGGACAUGAGCGCAGAUAGUGACAGUGUUGAGGAGUACUCGGAUAGUCUGAACGGGGAAUCCUCUGGGACCGAGCGUCACACGCAGCAAACUCAUGGAAAGUCCUACAGGCAGUUGAUGAGCAAAAGCCCAUACGCACCAGCAACUGGAUCCAAGAGCAGACAAGAUGAUAAACAGCAGGAGCCCUGGGAGCGAGGGACAAGAGGGGAGAAACGGAGGUGGAGGAGGAAGAAGAGGCUGACGAAGGCCCAGCACUGCUCCUCCUCCUCCUCUCUGCAGCAGCGCGUUGAGUCUCUGCAGCGCCACAUAGACAUCCUGCAAAGUGCCAGGCAGGAUGCUCUGCUUGCAGCCAGAGAGCUGCAAGAGGCCAAUGAAGUGAUCAAGGUGCAGCUCUGCGCGCUCACUGUGCAGCUCAACAGCAGCAAGCAGCUCACACAGAAGCUGACCUCUGACCUGGCUGGUGUGGAGCAGCAGAAAAAGGUUUUGGAGAUGGAGCUGGAGCAGUGGAAGCGGAUUACGCUCCCCCCAAAAGCAGCACCACCCACUGCACCAGCAAACACUGAGUGUUCCUGUCAGGGCAGAACCGGACCGGCCCUCCAGUCCCUGGAGGCCGAGGUCAAGCAGCUUCAAGUCAAACUUAAGAGCUCAAACGCUGAAGCCACAAAGCAGAUGGCGGCUAACAAAGCCCUGCGCGGGCAGCUCCAGGAGAAGGAGGACAAGCUCAGCCAGCUGCAGGACAAGGUGAGCCACGCUGAGCGAGACGUGGCCAUGAAAAGGCAGCUGGUGGAGGACCUGAAGACCAGACUAAAGGUCCUGCAGGACAUGGAGAGAAGUUACCGGGCUCAAGUGGAGGACCUGGACAAGAAGGUGAAAACGCUGUCGGAGGAAGCCUCCAACAGGAAGGCGCUGAUUGAAUCCCUGAAGAGGAGGUUAAAUGUUGCAACAACAGAGAAAGGCCAGCAUGAGGCGUCCUGUGCAAAACUGAAAGACGACAUGGAGAAAAAGGAGCAGCGGAUCCAGGCCCUGCAGGCGCGUGUUGGAGCCGGUGAGCAGGCCUUGUCCGCCCUGGAACAGACCGCCACCGAGCAAAUGGAGGGAUUGACCAAGCACAGCUCCCAGGCCCUGGACCGGCUUCAGAGACGGCUGGGCCAGGCGGGCUCGCAGGUGGAGCAGCUGCACUGCUUCAUCAAGACCCUGGCCAGUGAAAUACUUUUAGACGUUCAAGAGGUCAAACAGCAGCUGAUGAGCAGGAGGAGGCAGAGGCAGGCCAGCUCUGUGGCGGAGAAGAGCAGCCUCUCAGCCAAGUCCAUGAUCAAAGCCAAGUCCAUCGCUGCCUCCAUCCUCAAUAUGUCAGAGAAUGAUCUGGCAGAUAUAAUGGAAACGGAUCAGAGGUCGGCCACCUGCACAGAGACGUCCAGAGACCAGGUCUGGUUGGACCAGCUGAACUUCAUCCUCCAGCAGAAGAUCCCCUCUGCCGGCCAGCUAAUGGAGGCUGUGCGCGUGAAGAUGAAGGAGAGGAAAGUGCUGACAGAAGAGCUGGCCGCGCUCGCAGCACCAGUCAGCGAAAAACCCUGACUCCCCGGGCUGGGGCUGGGAAAACUGUCAUCCUCUCCUCUUUCAGCCCCUCCACCAUCCUCUGACUUUCCCGCCCGGUUCCUGCUCAGCGCUGGCCGGUCUGAGCCAAACGGAGCCGCGGCAGCAGAACCAAUAUUUGUGGGAAAAAAAAAAAAAAAAGAAGGAAAGCUGUCGACUCACUCCGGGCCUCCGACUCGCACCCCGACUUUAGUAAAUGAGCCCUCGACAUCUGUGUUAGCGCUCAGCGCGCUCCGGCUGUCAGGCGGGGCCCCUCGGAGCCAAACUAAUUUACGGUGCAGUCCUGAACUCGGGGAGGGGGGAACAUGGCAGACGCUUACGCUGAUCUUUAACUUACACCUUUAUGAACCUUCUGCUUCCUUUCCCCUUUAUUUUAUCCGACUGCUGAAGGCCUGGAGCUGCUGGUGCCAAAAGGACAUUUUGAAACUCUCAGAUCUGUUUGUAACCUUGGUAAAGAUGAGCAAAAUGCCUUACACUGCAAAAACUAAAGAUCUAACCACCUAUUAUCAGUUUGGUUCCUAAAUAUCUUGGUACACUUAAAAUAACACGAAACUAACUUACAAGUACGUUUUCAGCAAAAUAUGGGAGAUUGAUUUAAGUCAAUAAUUCCUUAAUAAUGAUGAAAAAGUUCUGGUUCCAUUAGCAGAUAAUCUCACCUGUAAAGUCAGAGUGAAAUAAUCUGCCGGUGGAACUACUGUCCAAUAUUAAGGAAUUAUUGACAUUAAUCAGGAUCCUGUAUGUUACUGAAAAGUUACUUACAAGUUAAUUUUGUGUUAUUUCAAGUGUAUUAGAAACUAGAUAAAAAUACGAGGUAAGGUUUUGUGUUUUUGCAGUGUAAAAUUAACCCUUUAUGUUCCAGAAGCGUCACUUCACGUUGAAAAUGUCAGAAUAAUUGUACGAAAAAGUCUCUGGAAAUAUUUCUGUCGUAAUAAAGCGGCGAGCCGUUUUCUGCUGAAGGC